CAGGUGUAGGCGCCAGACUCACUCACUGUAUAUUGGGCAGUUGGGUCUUUAGACUGACACAGAGGGACAUUAUAUAAAACACUUCGGACACACGGGCGAGUCUCCCGGCUGAACAAGGAGGCGGGGCAGAGGCUGUGGCGGGUCACGUGGUGCUAGGACGGGCCGUAGACUCUUUCCGCUGCGCGCUCGUGUGUCGUCAUUUCCGGCGCGACUGUUGCUUCUCUGUGGCACUUGCGUCUCACUGUGUUUCCUGACGCCGCUUUGUAACUCCCGGUGCUGUCGCCAUGGCUCGGAAUGCAGAGAAAGCCAUGACGGCAUUGGCACGGUUCCGCCAGGCCCAACUGGAGGAUGGGAAAGUAAAGGAGAGAAGACCAUUCCUGGCCUCGGAGUGUUCUGAGCUGCCCAAAGCCGAGAAGUGGAGACGACAGAUAAUCGGAGAAAUAUCAAAGAAAGUGGCCCAGAUUCAGAAUGCCGGACUCGGGGAGUUCAAGAUACGAGACGUGAAUGAUGAAAUUAACAAACUCAUCAGAGAGAAGGGCCACUGGGAGGUCCGUAUUAAGGAGCUGGGUGGUCCAGACUAUGGGCGCAUUGGGCCCAAGAUGCUGGAUCAUGAAGGGAAGGAAGUGCCCGGAAACCGUGGUUACAAAUACUUUGGUGCCGCUAAAGAUUUGCCGGGCGUCCGGGAGCUGUUUGAGAAAGAGCCCCUUCCGCCCCCCAGGAAGACCCGCACUGAGCUGAUGAAGAGCAUCGAUGCUGAAUAUUAUGGCUACCGAGAUGAGGAUGACGGGGUGCUGGUGCCUCUGGAGCAAGAGCAGGAGAAGAAAGCAAUCGCGGAGGCGCUGGAGAAAUGGCGGCUGGAGAAGGAGGAGCGUCUGGCCAAUGGGGACAAGAAUGAGGAGGAAGAGGAAGUGAAUAUUUAUGCUGUGGCUGCGGAUGAGUCGGGAGAAGACAGUGAUGAUGAUGAAGGAGCAGAGGGGGAGGAGGGACAACAGAAAUUUAUCGCUCACGUGCCGGUGCCGUCACAGAAGGAGAUGGAGGAGGCGCUGGUGCGCAGGAAGAAGAUGGAGCUGCUGCAGAAAUACGCGAGUGAGACGUUACUGGCGCAGAGUGAAGAUGCAAAACGACUGUUAGGCGUAUAAAUGACUCGUCUGUACCUGGGUGUAUAUUUGUACAGAGCUGAGCAAUAAACAUGGACUUUUCUA
Molecule: messenger RNA, 1202 nt
Organism: Xenopus laevis (African clawed frog)
Lineage: Eukaryota; Metazoa; Chordata; Amphibia; Anura; Pipidae
Gene: isy1.L
Product: ISY1 splicing factor homolog L homeolog
Biological process (GO): generation of catalytic spliceosome for second transesterification step
Cellular component (GO): nucleus
Source: RefSeq, marked provisional